Bipolaris zeicola 26-R-13 is the source of this 156-nucleotide messenger RNA. RefSeq lists its product as uncharacterized. NCBI's taxonomy places the organism in Eukaryota, Fungi, Ascomycota, Dothideomycetes, Pleosporales, Pleosporaceae. The transcript has a single exon. The record is from RefSeq and is a predicted model, not a curated record. The annotation marks the transcript as partial.
CCUAAACGCUCAUGUUUGCAAUUUUGCGCACCUGUUGACUGCUUUGAACGGCUACCGGCGAUUUCACACCAGGUCCAGGCUUCGGAGAGAAGAUUCAUGUCUUGGUUCCUGGUGUUUCGCAUAUAUAAAUUGUUUCAUUAUUUGACCACGGUUUAA